UGGUCUUCUCUCUCGCACCUCCAUUGCUUCUUCUUCUCUUCCAGGCACCAUUGACCACCGUCGUCGUGCCGUACCACUACCGCACUACUCUUCACCAAGCUUCUUCUUCUCUUCCAUGCCACUCUUCAACAACCAAUGCAUCAAAGAGAGCAAUGAAAAAGAGGGGUUUGAAGCAUUGUUUCACGUCAUCGCAGGUUGUGUUGAGCAUGAUAAUGGUGCAAGGUUUUGUGACAGGGAUGCAGCUUCUUUCAAGGGUGAUAUUGGUUCAGGGUUCCUUCAUCUUUUCACUCAUUGCUUAUCGUCAUAUUGUUGCUGCAAUUUGUGUUGCACCUUUUGCUCUCUACUUUGAAAGAGACCGCACAUUGACUUUUACUCCCAAAGUUUGGUUUUGGCUCUUCGUUAACGCAUUAAUGGGAAUGACUCUGGCUCAAGGAUUAUUCUACUAUGGGCUGAGAGAUACUUCAGCUACAUACUCUGUCAACUUUCUCAACAUGGUUCCAAUAUGCACAUUCCUUACCUCUGUCAUCUGCAGAUUCGAGAAAUUGGGACUCCACACUUGGGCUGGUAGAACUAAGUGUGCAGGGGCAAUUCUGUGUGUUGGUGGAGCAUUACUUACCACUCUCUACAAAGGAAAACAAUUUUAUCUUCAUCAUCAUACUCAUCAUGCUCAAACCGCUGUUGCAGCACACCCUACCCACAUGCUUCAGGGCACUUUCCUCUUGAUCUGCAGCUGCUUCUCAUACACAGCUUGGUUUCUUGUGCAAGUACAAUUGCUUAAAGUAUUUCCAUUGAGGUAUUGGGGAACAAUGCUAUCAUGCGUUAUAGCAGCAAUUCAAUCAGGAAUCGCAGGUGUCUGCAUAGAUUCUAGUAAGGCUGCAUGGAGAUUAGAGUGGAAUCUGCAACUGCUCACCAUAAUCUACUCUGGAGCAUUGGCCACUGCUGCUACAUUCUGCAUAUUAUCAUGGGCUGUUGCAAUCAAAGGACCUACUUAUCCUCCAAUGUUCAAUCCCCUCUCUCUUAUUUUUGUGGCCUUUUUAGAAGCUUUCAUACUUGGACAACCACUAACCUUUGGAACGUUGUUGGGCAUGGUUUUGAUCAUGGUGGGGUUGUACUCCUUCUUGUGGGGAAAAAGUAAUGAGAAAAAGGGCAUGACUCAGCAACCAAUUGUGGCAGCUGCAGAAGUAUCAAAUGUCACUGAUUUGAUUGCUGGCCCAGAAUCAACGGCUACAGUAGUGCCAAGUUCUUCACCACUCAAUACUAUAACUUUAGUAUCUGAAACUCCUUACAAAAACUGAAAAAAGAAAAAAAAAACUUCAUUUUACCUUUUUACAUAUGUAGGCCUGAUAA
Messenger RNA from Vigna unguiculata (cowpea), 1347 nucleotides. RefSeq names its product WAT1-related protein At1g44800-like. The record is from RefSeq and is a predicted model, not a curated record. Gene Ontology annotation, cellular component: membrane. Gene Ontology annotation, molecular function: transmembrane transporter activity. NCBI's taxonomy places the organism in Eukaryota, Viridiplantae, Streptophyta, Magnoliopsida, Fabales, Fabaceae.